CUCUGCUGUGCCGGUGUCAGCCCUAUAGCUGCCCCGGAGCCGCCCAUCCACCGCGCAUCACUGGGGCGCCAUUCUAACCGCUCGCACGAACCACGACUGCAACCAUGAACCAACAAGCGCAUAUGGCCAGCAUGAAUACCACCGGCGGUCCAGUAGGAGGCACGCCGCUGAUGAACUCGGGUGGGCAACGCGGGAACGACCCGCAAACGAUGCUGAACACCUACAUUUACGACUACUUCCUGAAGAACCACCACUGGGCCCUUGCUCGACAGAUCAAGUCCGAACUCAUGGUCAACACCACCAACCAGGCCAAGCCAAGCCCCGGCCGUCGCGACGUCAAUGGCGUGGACGAUUCGAUGGACACUGAUUCCAAAGACGACCUCGACAAGCGUCCCGACGAUCUGCCUCUGGCCGCCGUGCCCGGAGACAUGGCCGAGAACUCGUUCCUGUUCGAUUGGUGGAGUCAGUUCUGGGACAUCUUCAACGCGCAACGGCAGAGGUCAAAGCCCGGUCCGCAGCAACUUCAGUACCUCGCGCAUACUAGGCAGCAAUCCCAAUUGCGACAGGAGAGCCAGCAGCGUAUCUUGAUGACGAACAACGCGCAACAAUACCGGAACAUGAUGGGAGCCAUGCCGCCCAAUGGGAUGCCCAUGAACAUGACGGAGAUGCAGCGGAAAGCCAUGCAGAACCAGCGCCUGAACCCGCAGCAAAUGCAGCAGAUGAAGAACCAGCAACAGCACAUGAUGCAAAAUCAGAUGCAGCGCGAAGGUUCUCAGAUGGACAUGAACCAACGUCCCUCGUCGCCCGGCUCGGCAGAAAACGCGCCGUCGCCCAAUAAGCGCCCUCGCCUCGACAACCAGGGUUUCAACGGCCAGCCGAUGGCGCCAGGCGCUAGAACCCAGGGCAUGCAGCCGCAGGCGACAACGACCCAAGCAGGCCAGAUGCUGAUGGCGAACGGCAUUGACCCCAACAACAUGACGGCGCAACAGUUCAAUGCAUUCCAAGGGCAGACACCAAAUGUGCAGACAAAGUCUAUACAGGAAAUGAACUCGGCCGGAAUGCAGAACUCGCCCAUGGGUCAGCAAGGCACUGAUGGCUUCCAAGACUUCGGUCAGGGCAACCCUCAGGCUCGCAUACAGAACGCGCCUCCCGGUCAGCAACCCGGUGGCAACCAUGCGCUCCAAGAUUACCAGAUGCAGUUGAUGCUGUUGGAGCAACAAAACAAGAAGAGACUGUUGAUGGCACGUCAAGAGCAGGACAACAUCACUCAACACCCGGGAUCUGGCCCAGUCGCACAGCCUGGUUUCCCGCCAGCCAUGUCGCCUCAGGGCAGCCGGGCCGGCCCGUCACCGAACCCGAAUGAUCAAAUGAAGCGCGGCACUCCCAAGUUGAACCAGGCAGGCCUCCCAAGCUCGCCCAUGCCCGAUGGACCCAUGCCUCAAAACCGGAGCUCGCCACUGCCCAACGGCUUUGACCCAAGCCAGAUGCCGCCUGGCAUACCGCCGCAGUACUACCAGCAGAUGGGCGCAAACGGCAUGAUGAGGCCGCCCAGCUCACAUCCUGGCUUCCAAGGGGGAAUGACGCCGCAACAGAUGGAAAUGAUCCGCCGCAAUGGCGGCCAGCUUCCCAAUGGCAUGUGGCCGCAGGGUGCACAGCCGCCGAUGAUGCCGCAGCAGCCACAGGGUGCCCAGCCUAUGCCCAUGGGUACACCUCAACAACGCAACAACCAGAUGCCGCCGCCUCCGGCACCUGUAGCUGGCAACGAGACCGGACGCACCCAGCCCUCAUCACCUGCGCAACCGCAGAACCAACCCCCGACCCCGUCACAAGGCAAUAAGCCCACCCCGAAGAAGAAGGGCAAGCCUGAGGAGAAGAAGAAUGCGCCAAAGCAGCAACCCACCAAGAAGGGAUCUACCGCUGGUGUCACCCCCGCCUCGGAAUCGGAACCGCCACCCACGCCCACGCAAAGUAUGCCAAUUAUGUCUACGCAACCAAAGCCUCCUAGUAACCAACAUGCAACAGCUCAACCCGCGAACGUUCCGCAACAGCCCCCGGCGCCGGCCAACCCACCCCAGCCAGUCGCUGCAGCGCCGCAGAUUGAUGCUAACGCCGCGUCUGGGCCCUUCGGCGAUCUCGGCAGCAAUGACAACGGAGCGUUUAGCCUCGAUUUUGGCUCUCUAGAGAGUGGCGAUGUUCUCGAGAACUUCGACUUCGACACUUUUCUGCACACCGACGAUGCCGCUGGCGGCAAUUUCUCGUUCGAUGCCAGCGCUUUGAAUUUCGGCGAGAACGGUGUCGAAGCAGACGCCGGCAUAUGAUCUGAGUCGUGGGUUUGAUGAUUCAUUUUCCACGAAUCUCUUUCGGCGCCGAUUCUCCUUUUGGCUUCUAGAAGUUUUCUUUUGAGUUUUCCUCCCGCAAAGUGACGCUUUCUGACCAUUUCGACGUUCAUU
Aplosporella prunicola CBS 121167 is the source of this 2450-nucleotide messenger RNA. RefSeq lists its product as uncharacterized. Gene Ontology annotation, cellular component: nucleus. Gene Ontology annotation, biological process: positive regulation of transcription by RNA polymerase II. NCBI's taxonomy places the organism in Eukaryota, Fungi, Ascomycota, Dothideomycetes, Botryosphaeriales, Aplosporellaceae. The transcript has 6 exons. The coding region runs from base 105 to 2318 and encodes 737 amino acids. The record is from RefSeq and is a predicted model, not a curated record.